AUGGAAGCCAGUGAUGUGGUUAUAGGAAUGAUCUUCACAAUACAGACUUUUGUUGGAAUUCUGGGAAAUUUCUGUCUUCUCUACCAUUAUUUGUUCCUCUCUUACACUGGGCUCAGGCUAAGGUCCACAGACAUGAUUCUUAAGCACUUGACUGUUGCCAACAUCUUAGCUCUUGGGUGCAAAGGAAUUCCCCAGACAAUGACAGCUUUUGGUCUGAAAGUUUUUCCCGAUGAUAUUGGAUGCAAACUACUUUUCUAUACCCACAGAGUGGGCAGAGGUGUGUCUAUUUGCAGCACCUGUUUCCUGAGUGUCUUCCAGGCCAUCACCAUCAGCCCCAGGGACUCCAUGUGGGCAGAAUUUAAGGUUAAAGCUUCCAAAAACAUUGGAUUCUUCAUAUUCUUGAGCUGGAUCCUGUCCCUCCUUAUAAGCAUCCUUCAUCUUAUGUUCAUGACUGCAAAAAGAAGCAAUUAUAACAGCACCAGCCUAAAAAGUUAUGGAUACUGUUCUUCUGUUCGUCAUGAUAAAUACCAUGACAUACUGUAUUCAGCAAUCCUGACAUUUCGUGAUGUCCUUUGUCUGGGGCUCAUGCUCUGUGCCAGUGGCUCCAUGGUUUUCAUCCUGUACAGACAUAAGCAGAAAAUGCAACAUGUUCAUAGGGCCAGCAUCUCCCCCAGAUCCUCCCCUGAGUCCAGAGCUACCAAAACCAUCCUUCUCCUGGUGAGCACCUUUGUCUAUUUUUAUAUGCUUUCUUGUAUCAUUAAUUUUUGUGUGAGUCUUAGUUAUAAUCCCAGCUGGUUCCUGAUAAAUGCAUCUGCAAUAAUCAAUGUCUUUUUCUCAACAGUGAGCCCUUUCCUGCUCAUGAGUGGUGACUCCACUAUGUCCUCCCACGUACCUACUAACAUACACUUUU
Molecule: messenger RNA, 910 nt
Organism: Castor canadensis (American beaver)
Lineage: Eukaryota; Metazoa; Chordata; Mammalia; Rodentia; Castoridae
Product: vomeronasal type-1 receptor 4-like
Biological process (GO): G protein-coupled receptor signaling pathway
Cellular component (GO): membrane
Molecular function (GO): pheromone receptor activity
Source: RefSeq, a predicted model, not a curated record